UGAAAGAAAACAGCCUCUUAAGCAUCUUAAGAAAAGUCUCUUCUCAAUUUUUAUUUUAUGUGUGUAUAUAUAUAACCAAUAUUAUAUCCAAUAUCUUCAAAAAGCAAGAAAAGAGCCUUUACAACACAUUUCAAAUUCCCAUAUUAGCAAAAGAAACAGAGAAAAAAAUGGGAAAUACAGUUUAUGCACCAUUACUAGGUUUUGAAGAUUUUGAGCCAACAACAGAGUUGGUGCGAGAACAAGACUCUGAUACUCUUCUCCUUUAUCUCACAGGUUUCAAAAAGGAAGAAGUGAGGGUUGAGUUGACCAGAACAGGAAUUAUGAAGAUCAGUGGAGAAAGGCCAGUUGGUUUUACCACUGAUGGUAACUUUCUUUAUCUUAGAUUCCAGAAACACUUUCCUCUUUCAGAAAAUUGCGACAACACAAAAAUCAGUACAGAGUUUGAAAAUGGCAUUCUUUAUGUUAAACAACCAAAACUGAAAAAAGGAACUGCAGCACUGGCUGAGAAGAUGACUAUUCUGAUUGCUCUUUUGGUUCUUGGAAUUGGCCUCUAUUUCAGCGGCAUAAUUGCUCUUUUGGUUCUUGGAAUUGGCCUCUAUGUCAGCGGCGAUAUGAUGAAAUCCAAUUAUUACAAAGCUCACGAAUGAAGCUUUUCGUCCAUUAAUCAAAAACUAUAAGUUGGGAUAUUUGCACUCCUCCCAGCUCAUGUGAGUGUGAAUGAAGAGCUCACUGACUACUCCCUUUUCUCAUUGCAUUGCUGAAUUGUAUACAUGAAACAUUCGAUUAAAAAAUUCAUACGAAUAAAAUAUGACUUAUACUAUGGUGUUCUGAUA
Messenger RNA from Lycium barbarum (goji berry), 833 nucleotides. RefSeq names its product inactive protein RESTRICTED TEV MOVEMENT 2-like. The transcript is spliced from 2 exons. The coding region runs from base 168 to 647 and encodes 159 amino acids. Lineage: Eukaryota; Viridiplantae; Streptophyta; Magnoliopsida; Solanales; Solanaceae. The record is from RefSeq and is a predicted model, not a curated record.